Ipomoea nil (Japanese morning glory) is the source of this 2396-nucleotide messenger RNA. RefSeq names its product calmodulin-binding protein 60 A-like. The coding region runs from base 227 to 1993 and encodes 588 amino acids. Lineage: Eukaryota; Viridiplantae; Streptophyta; Magnoliopsida; Solanales; Convolvulaceae. The transcript has 7 exons. Gene Ontology annotation, cellular component: nucleus. Gene Ontology annotation, molecular function: DNA-binding transcription factor activity; sequence-specific DNA binding; calmodulin binding. Gene Ontology annotation, biological process: regulation of salicylic acid biosynthetic process. The record is from RefSeq and is a predicted model, not a curated record.
GUGUAUUAUUUUAUUUAUUCGUAUCUUCUUCUGAUCUUCUGCUUCAUCAUCAUCGCCUAACGCAUGUUGGUCUUCUUGUCUCCUCUGGGACAAUCAGAUUUUCUCCUCCAUCUCCAUCAUCACUCUCUGUGCUUAGCUUGCUCCGCCUGCUGAUUGAUUGGAUUACUUUUAAUGUUAUCAGCAUUAACGCCGCCGUAUCUUGUGGAGUUUCAGACCGUCAUCGGAAAUGUCACAGAAGCGGCAGCCCGAGGAGGAUUACAAGUCUCUACCCGACGGCGGACUUUCCGACGAUAAACGCCGCCGGAAGAUUCCUUCCCUCAAAAGUGUGGUGUUGGAGGUUAUGAAUAUGCGAAAAAUGCAGACUUUUAUGGAGCCCGUUUUGGAGCCUUUGAUACGUAGAGUUGUAAAAGAGGAAGUUGACAUAGCAUUGAGAAAGUACGUGACCAGUUUGAAACGGUAUGGAAUCAGGCUCCGAUUUCAAGCCUAUAAUUCCCCUAUUUUGAUUGAGAUAUUCUUUGCACUUGUAUUGUGUAGGAAUGGUGGGAAAGAUGCACACCCUUAUGAAUUAAGAAGCCUCAAGUUAAAAUUUUUAGAUUCUAUAUCUCCUCCUGUAUUUACUGGAACUCGUAUAGAAGGAGAGGAUGGCUCAAGUCUUAGAGUCGCUUUGGUUGAUGCUCUUACCGGACAAGUUGUGACAACUGGCCCAGAAUCAUCUGCAAAGGUGGAAAUUGUAGUUCUUGAGGGAGAUUUUGACAGUGAUGAAGGGAAUAAUUGGACAGUUGAAGAAUUUAGAGAUAACGUUGUGAGAGAAAGGGAAGGGAAGAAGGCUCUUCUUAACGGGGAUGCAAUUCUGAACCUUAAAGAUGGUGUUGGUUUGGUUGGUGAUAUUUCCUUUACAGAUAAUUCAAGCUGGACAAGAAGCCGUAAGUUCAGACUUGGGGCAAGACUUGUGGAUAACUUUGAUGGAAUUAAAGUUAUAGAAGGAAAAACAGAGUCAUUUGUUGUAAGGGACCACCGAGGAGAAUUAUACAAGAAGCAUCAUCCGCCAUCCCUCUUGGAUGAAGUAUGGAGGCUGGAAAAAAUUGGUAAAGAUGGAGCAUUCCACAGGCGUUUGAGCAAGGAAAGAAUAUAUACAGUAAAGGAUUUUCUGACUUUACUAUCUCUUGAUCCAGCAAGACUUCGGAAUAUCCUUGGGACAGGAAUGUCGACGAAGAUGUGGGAAGUGACAGUUGAACAUGCUAGAACGUGUGUACUUGGCAAGAAAUUGUACUCAUACUAUGCUUCUGGAUCUGAGCAAAAGAAUGGCGUGGUUUUUAACAUCGUGGCACAAGUGUUGGGGCUUUUUGUAGAUUGUCAGUAUAUUCCUGCUGAAAAGCUAUCUGAGACUGAGAAGGCUGAGGCACGUGAGUUGGUAAUUUCUGCCCUUCAACACUGGGAAGAAGUAGUGUGUUUUGACAACGAGUCCUCGCUGUUUCCAAAUAUCCACUCUUCAUCCGCUAUGGCUAAUUCUGAUGGCACCAAUAAUGCUUUGGCAUCACAGAAGGCUCCGAUGUGUGAUUAUCAACCAUCGCCUGAUAACAUGCCAUCCAUAUACUCCAUUGGGGGUUUGAGUGGGUUGGAUCCUUAUGAUUUGCAUAGCAUUGACAGUAUGGAUGUUAGGUUUGAGCAACCACUAAGGUUGCCUGGAGGAGAUACAAACUCCUUCAUCUACGACACAGUAGAUGCUGUAACUCAGCCUUUCUGUGGGGACGAGCCUCUACCCUACUUCGAUUCUGAUUAUUCGCUUCACAGCUCCAGCUUUGAGCAGUCAGAUUCUUAUCUACAGAGCGCUGUGAAUAGCUUUUUAGGUCGCACAGCGGUCUCCCCAGACAAGGCACAGAGGAGAUGGAAAAUGUUGUUCAGUGUAUUGAGGUGGUUCUCUGUUAGGAGAAUUGUUGCUAGAAAGGGUGGUGUAGGUGUUAAUCGAAAAGACAAGGCUCCUCCAUAUUACUAAGUAGCUAGUAGUACACAUAUAUAUAUAUAUGGUAUUUAAUGCUGCGGGCAAUUAAUCAACAAAAGUACUGGGUUCAACUGCAGAAUUGAAGACGCUUAUUUAUGAUGCAUGCAUGCAGUCUCUUCAAUCAUCAGAAAAUUCAUCUCAUCAAUAUAUAUAGAUAUAUAGUUGUGAAAAUUAAAGCUCUGAUUAGCUUAUGAAGAUUCAUAUAUGUGGCAGGUGUUGUGGAAGGAUGAUACCUAGCUAGCUAGCUUGUACUCAUCAGUUCUCCUUUCUUUUCUUGGAAUUGUUUUAUUGUUGUGGACUGUCGAUUUACUGUACUGUAGUCUGUAGUGGAGAAUAUCAUCUUUGUGCGAUAUCUCCGAUCCAUUUCCAUUUAAUUUUAAGUAGUUUUAUUCUGUGC